This is a messenger RNA of Raphanus sativus (radish), 823 nucleotides long. Its product is annotated as sugar transporter ERD6-like 6. Gene Ontology annotation, cellular component: membrane. Gene Ontology annotation, molecular function: transmembrane transporter activity. The transcript has 9 exons. Bases 35 to 808 code for a protein of 257 amino acids. NCBI's taxonomy places the organism in Eukaryota, Viridiplantae, Streptophyta, Magnoliopsida, Brassicales, Brassicaceae. The record is from RefSeq and is a predicted model, not a curated record. Gene Ontology annotation, biological process: transmembrane transport.
UCUGGUCUUGUGUUAGGAUACUUCUUUUCUUUACAUGGGAAGGCUUUUAGAAGGCUUUGGUGUUGGUAUCAUCUCUUACACGGUGCCUGUAUAUAUAGCUGAGAUAGCUCCACAAAACAUGAGAGGAGGAUUGGGUUCGGUUAACCAUCUUUCAGUAACAAUUGGAAUAAUGCUGGCUUACUUACUUGGCCUCUUUGUUUCAUGGAGAAUUCUAGCAGUUCUUGGGACAUUGCCUUGCAUAGUACUCAUACCAGGCCUCUUUUUCAUCCCUGAAUCCCCUCGCUGGCUGGCAAAAAUGGGUAUGACUGAUGAUUUUGAGACUUCGUUACAAGUCCUUAGGGGAUUUGAGACGGAUAUUACCGUUGAGGUUAAUGAGAUCAAGAGAUCUGUAGCAUCGUCUACAAAGAGAUCAUCUACAGUUCGGUUUGUAGAUCUCAAGCGGAGGAGAUACUACUUCCCUCUCAUGGUCGGUAUAGGGUUGCUUGUGCUUCAACAACUCGGUGGAAUCAAUGGCGUCCUGUUUUAUUCUAGUACAAUCUUUGAAUCUGCAGGAGUUACCUCGAGUAAUGCAGCAACAUUUGGAGUCGGUGCUAUUCAGGUAGUGGCGACUGCAAUAUCAACAUGGUUGGUGGACAAAGCAGGUCGUAGGCUUCUGCUUACCAUCUCUUCUAUUGGGAUGACGAUUAGCCUUGCCAUUGUUGCAGCUGCUUUCUACCUUAAGGGAUUUGUGUCUCCUGAUUCAGACAUAUACAGUAUGCUGAGCAUCUUCUCAGUGGUUGGAGUGGUGGUAAGUUUGUUUGUUCUGUAAUAUAUAAGCCCUGUU